This is a messenger RNA of Symbiodinium necroappetens, 843 nucleotides long. NCBI's taxonomy places the organism in Eukaryota, Dinophyceae, Suessiales, Symbiodiniaceae. The record is from the annotation of a GenBank genome assembly.
GUUCCUGCCCUGCUUUACCGGCCUCCCCUGUUGGACUUCGAUGCUUCUUGCGGCUUUCCCGGCGAAGGUCCUGCCUCACCAGGCCUUGCCGCCAUGGAAGCCUUGAGCCCAGAAAUGCCAGUCGAGAAAGCCACACAGUCUGCAAGGGACUCCUUAUGGAAUGCUUUCAUGGCUUGGUGCCGAGCUGAAGCUAUCCCUGAGGAGACGUUUGUAUCAGAGGGCCCGGUUGACGUUGACGUCAUAAACGCUGUGAUGUCGAGAUACGGAAGGGCCCUCUAUGAGGCUGGAAGGCCCUACAACCAUUACUCUGAGACUGUGAAUGCCCUUGCCAGCAAACUGCCAAAGAUAAGGAGACUCCUUCAACCAGCCUGGGACGUAGCUUUUCAAUGGCAACGACUGGAGCCCCACAUCCAUCACCAAGCUAUGCCAUGGCAGGUGCUACCGGCGCUGAUCACGGCCUCUUUGUUUUGGGGCUGGUUAGAUGUGGCUGGUAUGAUGGCACUUGCCUGGGGAGGCCUUGGACGCAUUGGGGAGUUGUUCGCGGCGACCCGAGGGGAUCUGGGCCUCCCUUUGGAUGUGCAGGGCACCAUCGACUACAUCCUGCUGGCUAUCAAGGAACCAAAAACACGAAACACCGCCGCCCGUCACCAAACCUUGAAGCUGGACCACCCGGAGCUGAUGAGAGUGGUUUCGCUUGCGUUUGCCAGGAAGCACAGGGCCCAAUUUCUUUGGCCCUUUGCUCCUGGCACAUUUCGGCAACGCUUCGCAAAGCUCACUGAGGCCCAUGAGCUGGGACGCUUCAAAGAGGUAGGCCUCCGCCCCUUAGACCUUGGGUCUCUUUGA